Messenger RNA from Ogataea philodendri, 369 nucleotides. RefSeq lists its product as uncharacterized. Gene Ontology annotation, molecular function: RNA binding. Lineage: Eukaryota; Fungi; Ascomycota; Pichiomycetes; Pichiales; Pichiaceae. The record is from RefSeq and is a predicted model, not a curated record. The transcript has a single exon. Bases 1 to 369 code for a protein of 122 amino acids.
AUGUCUAAACGAACAGGCACCAGUCCCGAACGGCCUGCAAAACGGGCCCGCACGUCCAAAAUAAGGCCUGGUUAUACCGUUUACAUCAAGAAUAUCAACGACAAACUUCCGGCCACGAAACUGAAACGCAACCUGUACAUUCUUUUCUCCUCGGUUGGAGAUGUUAUCGCUAUAAACUGUCCUAACAGAGGUAAAUACCGGGGCCAAGCAUGGGUGGCCAUGAGCUCGCUGGAAGAGUCCAAGGCCGCAAUUGCAGAUUUCAACGGGUUCGCAUUCUUUGGCAAACCGCUCGCUGUCGAGUACAGUGACCAGAAGAGCCACACCAUCGAGAAGCUCGAACGCCAAUCAGAGACACCCGGUUAUACGUAA